Messenger RNA from Capsicum annuum, 1017 nucleotides. RefSeq lists its product as uncharacterized. The coding region runs from base 1 to 1017 and encodes 338 amino acids. The transcript has 4 exons. The record is from RefSeq and is a predicted model, not a curated record. NCBI's taxonomy places the organism in Eukaryota, Viridiplantae, Streptophyta, Magnoliopsida, Solanales, Solanaceae.
AUGGUACUAGUCGUAUGGUAUGGUGAUAAGUUGGGAAAGGGAAUCGUAUGCUGGAUAGAUUGUGAUGUCCAACCUUCUGUUCUGGUAGCGAGUUUAUCUUUCACUUCAAAUAGAGCAUUGACCUCUAACUCUACUGUCUUGACUACAUUGACCGUCAUUGCUACUUGUAAUUCCUCUUCACAUAUCACUGCUGCCAAUAAUAAUUCCAUAGCAGUUGCUGCCUCGCUAAUUCCAUCGUUAAACUCGUCAAAUCUUUCUUCGCCAAGUCAAUCAUCAAGCUCAUCGUUCUACAUCAAAAAUGCAUUUCUUCAUGGGCAAUUACAUGAAGAGGUAUACAUGUCUCAAACCCCUGGAUUUACUGAUCCAAAUAUGCCAACCAUGUGUGUAAGCUUCACAAAGCUCUUUAUGGCCUUAAACAAGCACCUCGGUCAUGAUAAUCUUAUUGUUACAAGAAGAUCUAAUGAGUUCAUUGCAAGCCUUGUUCUUCAACUGUCUGAUGCCUUUGUUGUAAAAGAUUUUGGUAAGCUAUAUUACUUUCUUGGUGUUAAGGUCCUUUAUCAGCCCAUUGGAUUGACCCUUACUCAAUCACAAUACGUAAGAGAACUCCUUGCUCAUGCCAAUAUGGAUGGUGCAAAGCCUAUUGGUACACCUAUGGCCGCAGGACUUCAAUUGUCUCAACAUAGGAGUUCACCAUUUUUGGAUCCAUCAUUGUAUCACAUCUUGAUAGGAGCUAUUCAAUAUAUAAAUAUCACACGUCCAGAUGAGUCAUUUACUGUCAAUAAAUUAUGUCAAUUCAUGCAUAAACCUAUGGAGUCUCAUUUUACGGCUAUGAAAUACUUGUUGCGCUAUUUAAAGGCAACCAUAAACAUCGGCUUGAAUUUGCAUUCCGCUAACUCCUUACCACUUCAGGCCUUCACAGAUGUAGACUGGGCUAGUUUCCCAGGUGAUCGGCGGUCUACCAAUGGUUAUUUUCUAUUUAUUGGACCCAAUUUAGUGUCAUGGAUCUCAAAGAAGUAG